AUGCACGGAUGGAACAUAUACGCAGAUGUCAACGCGGGCGAUGAGAGGACGAGAGUGACCCCACAUGUUGAAGGCUUCACCAAUUCAAUCCAGUCGGCGUUUCCAUCCUGGCCACAUCCAUUACUUCUUCCAGUCAUAUUGCUCAAUGAGCACAUAUCCAGGGGCGAAGCGCUCAGAGACCAGAUAAUCGAGACUCUUCAGGAUAUAUCGGGGACUCUCGGGGUCACGGCUUCAGGGCGACUCAUCAACAUGGAGAUUACCGACUUUAAGCGCAUUCGAGAGCUCAUGAUACACCCUCAAGAGCGAAUCACUCUGACUGCUAGAAUCAAUACUACCAUAACCAAUGCCAUCAAUUGCUUGGAUGUGCUGCGAUGGAAUGCGCGAUGCCGAGAGCGUAUUGCAGCAUGUUUCCAGGAGAUAGAGUCAUCGCUUACAGAGAACGCAAAGAAUGGCCACAAAGAAUUGCUGGACUACUUUGCUUUCAUGGAUGUACAAGCCACUGAAUUGUCAGAUUUUGUAGAGUCACUCAAGCUGAGACUUGAGCUGCAAUUGAGUGUGUUGAAUAAUCUUGUCGCCCAAGUCGACAAUGAUGUCAACUAUGACAUGGCUAGGCUGAGCGUCAAGAUUGCGCAGGCUACCGGGUUGGACAGUACGGCAAUGAAGACCCUUGCCAUUGUGACAGCCGUCUUUCUCCCGCCGACAUUUAUAGCCCCCUCUCAGACUCUCUUUAGUAUGUCAAUGUUUGACUGGAGCUCGUCCGAGUCUACCGACAGCGACUCACCCCAAGUUGUCGCAUCGACGUUUUGGAUUUAUUGGGCGGUCAGCGUACCGUUGACACUACUGAUCCUUGUGGCCUUUAGACUCUGGUGGCGCCGACAGAAAGAUCGCUACGCCGAAAUGUACGGCAUGGAUAACAUUAGGGUGGAAUCUACUGAUACCGAUGCCUCAUACAUGAGGCCACAUUACCACAAGUACCAAAACGGCCUAGUUGGUCCUCACAAGUAUACAGUUCGUCCUCAUAGGUAUACGAUACGGCAAAAUUCGGAUUAG
This is a messenger RNA of Pestalotiopsis fici W106-1, 1050 nucleotides long. RefSeq lists its product as uncharacterized. Lineage: Eukaryota; Fungi; Ascomycota; Sordariomycetes; Amphisphaeriales; Sporocadaceae. The coding region runs from base 1 to 1050 and encodes 349 amino acids. The transcript is spliced from 3 exons. The record is from RefSeq and is a predicted model, not a curated record.